CAAUUUCAAUGUAUUCCCCCCUUUUUGCUCCUUCUCCUUUGUAAACAAUGCAAGGAAUUGAAGGAGAGGUGUCCUAGGUGACGGUGGUUCGCAUGUGCCUCGGCAAGUUUCGGUCCCACUUCACACUCCCGGCAGGCAAGCUGGCCCUAAACAGUCUAGCCAGCGCCACUCAGUGGGCAACCUCGGCACAAGGUCAACGGCAGUCCGUCGCGGCGCCCCAGCUUCCCCAGUUUCUCGGCUGCCCGCUUCCCCAGAUGUCUCAAUAUCUAGCGCAGCUUCAUCCACCUUGGUCUCCUUUGUCUUCUCACCAGUGGUUUCGGCAUUCUAUGCAUUUUAGCCUUCUUAGACUUUGAUACCGCAUUCGCUUAUUUCUCCCUCGGCAGACAGACACCAUGGCUUCUCCUCAACAAAUCCGGACCGAUGUUACGGAUCUUUUCAAGAUCAACCAUCCUAUCCUGCUGGCGGGCAUGAACGUAGCUGCCGGUCCCAAGCUGGCAGCGGCCGUCACAAACGCCGGCGGUCUUGGUGUGCUGGGUGGCAUCAAUUACACCCCCGACAUGCUAAGAGACCAGAUCGAUGAGCUCAAGUCGCACCUCAUUGACAAGAACGCGCCCUUUGGCGUCGACCUCUUGCUGCCCCAGGUCGGUGGGAAUGCCCGGAAAACAAACUACGACUACACCAAGGGCAAGCUCAAUGAGCUGAUAGACAUCAUUAUCGAGUCGGGCGCCAAGCUCUUCGUUUCGGCCGUUGGUGUGCCCCCAAAGCAUGUGGUUGAGAAGCUGCACAAGAACGGUAUUGUCUACAUGAACAUGAUUGGGCACCCCAAGCACGUCAAGAAGUGCCUCGAUCUGGGUUGUGACAUCAUCUGUGCCCAGGGCGGCGAAGGCGGAGGCCACACCGGCCACGUACCGACGACGGUCCUCAUCCCCGCCGUCGUCGACCUUUGCAAGGGCUACAAGUCUCCCCUGACUGGCAGGCCUGUUCAAGUUAUCGCUGCGGGCGGCAUCCACAACGGCCAGCUGUUGGCGGCGGCGCUAAUGAUGGGCGCCAGCGCCGUCUGGGUCGGCACGCGCUUUGUCCUGUCCGAAGAGGCCGGUGCCCCCGAGGCGCACAAGGAGGCUGUGAAGACGGCGAGCUUCGACGACACGGUCCGCACUGUCAUCUUCACCGGCCGCCCGCUGCGGGUACGCAAGAACCCUUACAUCAUGAACUGGGAGGAGGAGCGGCAGCAGGAGAUCAAGGAGCUCACAUCCAAGGGCAAGAUACCCUACGAGGCGGAUCUUGACCGCAUUAUGUCGGGAGACGCUGCAGAGUCGCCCGUCGCGAAGGCAGCAGGCCUGGACAAGGCGGGUGGCGGUGGAGAGGAAGAGGUUGAUGUCGACGAGCUCCUCGACCAGUUCCGCCCCUUCCUCAUGGGCCAGUGCGCCGCGGUCGUCAAUGAGAAGAAGACGGCCAAGGAAAUCGUCGACGAGUUUAUCACCGAUGCCGUCGCCAGCAUUAAGAAGGGCAAUAAGACGCUCGCCAAGUUGUAGUGGGCGAUGGAAUGGUAAAAGCAACCGUGUCUUUCAGUUAAAGCGGCUUGUGGUGUAUUGAUAGCGUCUGUCUUCCCGUAGUUAUGAGUCUGGUUGUGAUUCUGAAAUACCAUUGUUUGUGGCGUCUCUCUGGUUGCAACAUUAUAUAUUGCUUGUGCGUUAUUGUCCGAGGGGCUGAAGGGAGUUAGAGGGUUCAAUGUAGUGGAUUGACUGGGCUACUGCUGAAGAAGUAGAGGAGCAAAAGUCCAAGGCCAACGUACGGCUAGCAAAAGGGGCAGUGUGACUGGCUGAGGUAAGCAGUGUAGGCUAGGUUGGCCCACACAAGAGUCAUUCAAAUACCGCGACUAUCUCCGAAAUACCCGCAGGGCCGAGCAUCUACUCGGUGCUUGGGAUCAGGAUCGGACGGAC
Messenger RNA from Canariomyces notabilis, 1940 nucleotides. RefSeq names its product NPD-domain-containing protein. The record is from RefSeq and is a predicted model, not a curated record. The coding region runs from base 393 to 1532 and encodes 379 amino acids. The transcript is spliced from 3 exons. Gene Ontology annotation, molecular function: nitronate monooxygenase activity. NCBI's taxonomy places the organism in Eukaryota, Fungi, Ascomycota, Sordariomycetes, Sordariales, Chaetomiaceae.